ACAUAGUUUUCACGGACGUCACAACUGGGGCUUGUGGGAUAGGUGGCCGCCAUGAUGGUGAACUGCUAGCGCGGUGUUAUCGUUGGGUGCGUGUGCAGGUCCGAUAUUUUCGCGUUGUGCGGGUUCAGUAACAGCGCGGCGUCGCAAUGCCGAUGUGUGCGAUGACUGGCUGCAGUGCGAGAAGCACGUCUGCCGCACAGAAAAUGGACCUGGAGCCAAGAACCGGGCUCUACCGAUUGCCGAAAGUGAUAACUCGGCAAUGCGACCGCACGAAAGUGUUGUCGGAGCAGCGUCGUCGUCUCUGGCUCGCUCGCAUCAACAGAAAGGGCCUCAAGAACCUGGAUUACCUCCGUGUAUGCGGUCGGCGUUUCAUCUCAGGACAUCCAGCGAGUCUAAUGGACAACACAAACCCGGAUUGGGUGCCGAGCCAACACUUGGGAUACAGCAACCGCACAGCACCGGGCGUUAACUCUACUUCUCGGUACAAGCGCGCCAAAAAUCGGCUGGCAAAAAAAAAAAAAAGAAAAGAAAGGUGGCCACAGCCGCGAACGCAGCUAACAUUCAGCCGGCAGAGGUUGACCAUCCUUCGCCUGAAAUGGUCGAUGCAGACGAUCACUUCAGUCAAGAGACGCCUGCUGAAUAACUUUACCUCGCUCAACACGAUGACGCGCUUGGAGGGCAGCCGCUUUGCUGUCACGCCGCUCACACGGCCACUGGUGAAGUAGUUGUGAGCCUCAAGUGACAUGUAAGCUUUCAUUUCGGUGAGCGAUACGUGGUUCGUCCACAGCACCAAAUCACGAUGUCGGCAUGCGUCGUAACCGGUAGUAGCUCCACGUCCGUCGUCAUGUCAGUACCGGCGCACA
Molecule: messenger RNA, 863 nt
Organism: Rhipicephalus sanguineus (brown dog tick)
Lineage: Eukaryota; Metazoa; Arthropoda; Arachnida; Ixodida; Ixodidae
Exons: 2
Coding region: 147-725 (192 amino acids)
Source: RefSeq, a predicted model, not a curated record